AUGGCGCGAAACAGUGAGAAGGCCCAGUCCAUGCUCUUCCGCUUCCGCGAAGCCCAAGCAGCAGACCUAGGUAUCAUAGACGCAGGACGGACACGGCGGCCCAAGAUCAUCACCGAAGUCGAAUCCAUACAGUCCUGCGAGAAAUGGCGAGGCCAGACCCUCAAGGAGAUCAGCCGCAAGGUCUCCCGCAUCCAGGACCUUAUGCUCAGCGACUACCAGAUUCGCGACCUCAACGAUGAAAUCAACAAGCUCAUGAGGGAGAAGCAUAUGUGGGAGGUUCAAAUACGGAAUCUAGGCGGCCCAAAUUACAUGCGAGGCGGUGGCAAAGUCUACGAUGAAAGCGGCAAAGAAAUACCAGGCGGUGGGAAGGGCUACAGGUAUUUUGGAAGAGCUAGGGAACUGCCUGGAGUGAAAGAGCUGUUCGAAGCCGCCACAAAGGGGAGCAAAGAGGACAAACCGCUCGAGACGAGGGACGACCUGAGGAAAGCGGUCGAUGCAAAAUACUACGGAUAUGCACCUGAUGAGGAGGAUGACGCAAUGCUCGAGUACGAAUUGGAAAAAGAGAAAGCCGCAUUCGAAUCUCUGUCAAUGCAAGCAGCCAAGGGACAGCCACCGCCGGGCUGGGAGCCUUUACCUGGCGACAGUGGCGAUGGCAAGGGCUGGGACCUACCAACGCUUGAGGAAGUCCAAGAAGAGUUGAUGGACAGGAGACGGAAGAGAUUGCUGGACCAACUCCAGUGA
Truncatella angustata is the source of this 741-nucleotide messenger RNA. RefSeq names its product Isy1-like splicing factor. The record is from RefSeq and is a predicted model, not a curated record. Bases 1 to 741 code for a protein of 246 amino acids. The transcript has 2 exons. Gene Ontology annotation, biological process: mRNA 3'-splice site recognition; generation of catalytic spliceosome for second transesterification step. Lineage: Eukaryota; Fungi; Ascomycota; Sordariomycetes; Amphisphaeriales; Sporocadaceae. Gene Ontology annotation, cellular component: Prp19 complex; post-spliceosomal complex; post-mRNA release spliceosomal complex.